This is a messenger RNA of Aspergillus oryzae RIB40, 438 nucleotides long. RefSeq lists its product as uncharacterized. The transcript has 3 exons. The record is from RefSeq and is a predicted model, not a curated record. Bases 1 to 438 code for a protein of 145 amino acids. Lineage: Eukaryota; Fungi; Ascomycota; Eurotiomycetes; Eurotiales; Aspergillaceae.
AUGAAUGGCCAUGUAAUUCUCGACUCCUGCUUCGGAUUCUACUUUGAGACUUUUUCUUCACCAACAUACGCAAGUCCACACGGUGUCAACCUCACCGAAAAUGAAACAAAGCAUGAUUGUAGUAACGAUUACUUGAUACUCGUACUCAGUCGUGAAGGUGUCUUCGCCCCAGAGGAUCCCCCUCCUGGGGCCCCGCAAUAUUUCACAUUCUUCGGUGUCCGCUUCGACAAGGACAAGGAACGUGUGAAACGAGAGUCCCGGUUGAUGAAAAGCCAGUUGGUGGAGAAGAAGCCGUCCCCAUCUCCUGAUAGUUCGUUCGAGAGCGCUAACCCCUGGCAAACAGGUAUUCUUCCGGUGGUUAGCGCAGAAACAGCGUUCAAUGUCAAGCUGCAAGCAAUGCGACCCAUUGAAAUGCAUUCUGGUUUUCACUCAUCCUAA